UGGUGAACUGAGUGCAGUCAAAGAGCGGAACAAGCGGGAUAAGUGGAUAGCCCGCUGACAGGCUGGACUGGACUUUUUCUUCCAUGAAGCUUACCUGACAAGAUGAAGAUGCAAACGUCUCUCUUCAUGGUUCUUCUCUCCACACAGUGCGCCUCCGGGUCUGCAGUCCCAUAUCCCCGAGCUCAGAAUGUCACUUGGAUAUCCACCAACUUCAAAACUCUCCUGACUUGGGAACCCAAACCAUCAGAUGAUUACUCAUACACUGUGGAGUUUUCUGUGGCUGGUAGAGACCAACAGAGAAACUUUCACUGUAUCCGCUCCAAUGUCACAGUGUGCGACCUCUCUGUCUAUUUACGUCCACUGAACUCCUGCUACACAGCUGAUGUCCUGUCAGAACCACCACUGGGAACCACAUCUGAUGACACUGAGUUCCCCCAUACCACCUCACCCAGAUUCUGCCCUUACCAAGACACUGAGAUUGGGAGGCCGGAUUUCAACCUGAGUGUGAAUGAAGACAAGAAGACCAUCACCUUGUUUGUGACUGACCCACCCACAGCUCUGUUUGAAGAUGAUCGUCAGCUGAGCAUCAGAGAUAUCUUCUCUGAUGAGCUACAAUACAAAGUCAUGUACCGAAAAAAGAAGAGUACGGGAACAAAAACUUAUCUGUCCAAAUCAAGUGUGAUAGAGAUGACCGAUCUGGAUAAAGGUGAGAGUUACUGCUUCAACGUCCAGGCCUACAUUCCCAUCCGCAGCGCUGACAAGCAGCUUGGAGAGCUGAGUGCAACUAAGUGCUCUAAUAAUGAUGAGCAGUCGAUCUUUAAAGUAUAUUCUCCUGCCGUUUUUGCUGGUGGCAUCCUCUUCAUCUUGCUGGUGAUGGGUCUGCUUAUCCCGGUCACUGUGAUCUUGUGGAAAAAGAAGAGAAAAGCUCUCAAGAGUGGGACAGAAGGACGUCCACUGCGGGAUGUCUAAGUCCCUCCUGCAGCCGUUCCUGGGAAAACCUUGCUGCAGCACAGGGGAAGUUCAACCUUCCAAUGUCCAACACUGGAAUGAUCCUACAUGAAGUUUCUGUGAAACUGCCUUUUGCUAUGUCAGAUAUUUUUAAAUGGUUGUUGAUUUCAGGCUGCAGAUGAAAUACUGUUUGAACUCAUACUGAAACUAAUUUACAACUUUUUAAAUAUUUUUGAUUGUUCUUUAUCUGGUGAGCGGUACAUCUAUACCACAGCUGAUUUAUAGAGUAAAAAUUGUGCAUCUUAACUAGUUGAUAUGAUGGAUUUCUUUUGGGGUCUAGAAAAGUUAUACUAAAUGAAUACACUGCAAUAACUCUAUCUGCUGUUUAAUUUAUUGCCUUUAAAUUUAAUGGAAGGUUUUGUUUGAUGAUAUUCUAUCCAUUAGAUUUUUGGAUUGUUUUUAUAGUGUAAAAUGUAUAGAAUGUGUUUUGAUAUGGACUUUGCGAGAAUGUUUCUACCAAAUGGUUUUAAUAAGUAAUAUUUUAAUAAACUAAUAUGCGUUAUGUACAGUC
Molecule: messenger RNA, 1519 nt
Organism: Fundulus heteroclitus (mummichog)
Lineage: Eukaryota; Metazoa; Chordata; Actinopteri; Cyprinodontiformes; Fundulidae
Product: tissue factor
Exons: 6
Coding region: 103-969 (288 amino acids)
Biological process (GO): blood coagulation
Cellular component (GO): membrane
Molecular function (GO): protein binding
Source: RefSeq, a predicted model, not a curated record